Bradysia coprophila is the source of this 2221-nucleotide messenger RNA. It is a transcript of the gene CarT, whose product is annotated as Carcinine transporter. Gene Ontology annotation, molecular function: transmembrane transporter activity. Gene Ontology annotation, biological process: transmembrane transport. Gene Ontology annotation, cellular component: membrane. NCBI's taxonomy places the organism in Eukaryota, Metazoa, Arthropoda, Insecta, Diptera, Sciaridae. The record is from RefSeq and is a predicted model, not a curated record.
AAAUAUGGAGUUAAACGGGACGGACGGUGUCAAUAAUGAUAGCUUAAAAACAUUAGAAAACAAAGAUGCUGAAAAUGAUGAACCAUUUGACCUAGAUGACCUACUUCCGGCAAUCGGCGAGUUCGGCCGUUACCAAAAACUACUGUUGUGGUUCAUUUGUCUUCCAGCGUGUAUACCCUGCGGAUUUUGUGCGUUCAAUCAGUUAUUUAUGUCGGAUGAACCAUACGAUUACUGGUGUAACGUACCGGAGCUACACAAUUUUUCGACGGAAACUAGACGAUUUCUGUCGAUUCCAUCAAAAUCAGAUGGUUCAUACAACCGAUGCAAAAGAUAUGCUGUCGACUGGCAAGAAAUUCUCAGUUAUAAUGAAUCGAUUACAGCUCCGAAUACAUCGUGGCCGGUUGAAGUGUGUAAAGAAGGAUGGGAGUAUAAUACAUCGGAGGUGUUCUCAUCAAUUGUUAAGGAUUUUGAUCUGGUGUGUGAUAGAGAUAUUUAUCCAACGGUUGGAUUAGCUGCAUUAAAUGUUGGCGGUCCGGUCGGCGUUUACUUUUUCGGAAUGUUGAAUGAUCGGGCAGGUCGUAGAACGUCCUACUUCUCCUGUUUAGCUACACUUUUAUUGGGAAGUUUUCUAACAGCGAUGAGCUACAAUUUCUGGAUGUGGAUGGUAAGCCGUAUCAUUGUCGGAAUGACCAUACCUGCUGUAUAUCAAAUACCUUUCAUUAUCGCUCUUGAACUGGUUGGACCGAAUUACAGAUCAUUUGUUACCGUAAUGACGUGCACCUUUUACACAUUCGGAAUUAUGAUGUUGGCUGGUGUAACUUACUUGGUUCGGGAUUGGGUCCGAAUGUGUCUCUACACUUCGGUUCCAUUCCUGCUUUAUUUCUUCUACAUAUUCAUAAUGCCCGAGUCGCCACGAUGGUUGUUAGCUAAGGGACGACUCGAAGAAGCGUUGAAAAUUCUGGAAGUGAUGGCCAGAGUGAAUGAUAGAGAAUUGCCGCAAAGUUUCCGAAACAAAUUGGAGGAACGUGUCCGAUUGAAUAAAUCCAAAGUGAAGAAAAAGGAAAAGUCAAUCGGUGCUUUCGAUUUAUGCAAAACGCCAAAUAUGCGAUUGAAAACAAUGCUUAUAACUCUGAACUGGUUCGCAAAUGAGACUGUGUACCUAGGAUUGAGCUAUUACGGCCCGUCAUUGGGCAACAGUCAGUAUCUAAGUUUCUUUCUAUCAUCACUGGUAGAGAUACCGAGCUAUUUGUGCUGUUGGAUUCUGAUGGACCGAUGGGGACGUCGGUGGCCAUUAUGUUUGCUAAUGAUUCUAAGUGGCAUAACCUGCAUUUGUACAGUAUUAAUUCCCGAAGAGGCAGUCGUUGAAACGUUAGUACUGUUUCUGAUUUCAAAAUCCAUGAUUUCGGCAUCGUUUCUUAUCAUCUAUCCAUUUGCUGGAGAAUUGUAUCCCACACAAGUGCGCGGAGUUGGAAUAGGUACAUCUAGUUAUAUAGGCGGAAUGGGACUGAUUGUCAUACCGUUCAUAACAUAUUUGGGAAAAGAAAAUCUUCGUUUGCCUUUAGUGGUGAUGGGAUUCCUUUCCGUAAUUGGAGGAUUUACCGGUCUACGGCUACCUGAAACACUACAUCAUAGAUUGCCACAAACAUUAGAAGAAGGUGAAGAGUUCGGUAAGAAUUGGAACAUGGAGGAAUGUCUUCGGUGUAUUCCUUUGAGACCGCCUUCGCACAGUGGAUCUUACGAAAAUAUUGACGAUAUUGCAAGAAAUUCUUCGGAUGCCGUAUUGGAACUGUCGGGAGUAAAUUCAAACGACACAGAAAAAACUCCGUUAGAAAUAGCACGGCUAAGGAGACAGUCAAUGAGACGAUUAGUGAGACAGACUAGCACCGUGGAUACGCAAAAGACAAAGGACGGAAACAUACAGCUGACGUAUUGGUUUUAGAAAAAGAAUCAGCCGUGAUAUUUAGCGUGCAGUAGAAAUAGAAUUGUAAAGUGUACAGCCUACAAACACAAUUCUUUAGGGAAGCCAUCCUUAUAGUUAACUAUAGUCAAUCUUUUAGUGAUGUAAAAAGUUUGUUUGUAGAUUAUACACCGCGCACUCAUAUCAUUUAAUUGUUUCGUAUAUUUUGUGUUAGUUAUAGUUAAUGAUGAGUACAAAGUUUCGACAAAGUUAGGCGAUGCGAUGUAAUUUAAUUAUCGAAAUAAAGACAUUUGUUUGGUGUCU